AUGACCACCCACCAAACGGAAGAUCACGACCACCCGCAUCCCGGAGCCGCGCCCGAAGACCAACCCAUGAGCGAAGUGGCGCUCCGCUCGGUUGCCAUCGAGGCAUUGCUCGUCGGGAAGGGUCUAAUCAGCGUGGAAGAGAUCGGCCGGCAGGUUGACCUGAUGGACGCCCGCACGCCGGCGGAUGGCGCCCGCGUCGUCGCCCGCGCCUGGACUGAUACCGAGUUCAAGGCCCGCCUGCUGUCCGAUGCGCGCGCGGCUCUUGCGGAGUUGGGGUUCAGCCUGCCGGAGGACACGCCGCACCUGGCCGUGGUCGAAAACACUGACGACCGGCGCCACCUGGUGGUGUGCACACUGUGCUCGUGCUACCCCCGGAUGCUGUUGGGCCGCCCGCCCGACUGGUACAAGAGCCUGGCCUACCGUGCCCGCGCCGUCCGCGACCCCCGGGGUGUCAUGGCCGAUUUUGGCGCCACGCCGCCGGAGGAUGCAGAAGUACGGGUGCUGGACAGUACCGCCGACCUGCGUUACCUGGUGCUACCUCGCCGACCCGCCGGCACCGAUGGCAUGAACGAAGACGAACUGGCCAGCCUGGUAACUCGAGACAGUAUGAUCGGCGUCGCUGACGCUCUUACCCCCCAGCCGGUUCCCGCCGCAGACUGA
Geodia barretti is the source of this 660-nucleotide messenger RNA. Lineage: Eukaryota; Metazoa; Porifera; Demospongiae; Tetractinellida; Geodiidae. The record is from the annotation of a GenBank genome assembly.